GGUGAAUGUGAAUAUAAACAUCCUAGCAAAAAUUCAGUAAUUAAUGCAGUCUAAGCUAGCUAGCCAUAUAUGUAUAUUUAAAAAGAGCUACAAACUUUCUCUAUGAUAUAGCUAGCUAGCUGUACACAAGAAUGGCUCUCCCCUGGAACAGAAACAAGUCUGAAGGCCCCAAGACAAUGCACAUAGUUUUGGGUUUCUUCUAUGUUGUCAACUUUUGCCUUGGAGUUGGAUUUCUGGGCAUUCCUUAUUCUUUCUACUACAGUGGCUAUGUAGCUGCCAUUCCCACACUGCUGAUCAUUAUGGUGGUCAGCUGGAUCAAUGCAAACUACAUUGUCGAGUGCAUGGCAAGAGCUCAGGCAUUGGAAACUCAUAGAAUAUCCGAAACAGUCAAUAAAUAUUCUGAGAGUCAGUUGCUAAAGGACCACAGUGACAUGCACCCGAAAUUUGAGAUUUCUCACAGAAAAUUUGAGCAAGUCGAAAUGUGUGAAAUAUUCUACGGCAAAUGGGCUAAGUACUUGUACCUCAUAAUCGUAACAGUCUACUCGUUCCUUGCACUAUGGCCUGCCAGCACUGUUGCAGGAUCAGCCUGGGCCAGUAACUUACCGUUCAACUUCAGUACCAUAAUGCAGUGCGAAGAGAACGAUUUCCAACAUAAUAUCCUACCACCUGAACCUUGUCUCAACUCGUAUUAUGUCAGCCUUACGAUAUUUGGCUUUAUUGUUAUUCUACUCUCACUCUUAGAUCUCAAGGAGCAAGCUAUUGUGCAGAUGACUCUUGGUCUACUUAGAUUCAUCACAAUCGCUGCAAUUGUCAUUUACUGUAUUGUCAAUAUCGCUGAAAUUGGGAACAAAUGUCUGGUGGAGGACAGACUUCCAAGUUUCAAUGAGACCUACUUCAUAGCAAACGCCACUCAUCCCCCUCCUCUUAGACUGUUUGAUUUCUUUGGUUGGAUGACUUCCAUUCCCGUGUUCACGUACGCUAUCAUUCUCCACUCUGGAAUACCCUCCCUAACCCACCCUAUUCGACAAAAGCAGUACAUUCACUGGUUGGUAAUGGCCAUGUUUUCAACCGUUGGAUUCUGCUACUUUGUGCUGGGCAUUAUUGUAUCUCUAUGGUUCAGUGCAGAUAUUCAAGAAACCUGUACUCUCAACUGGGGUGAGCUGACCAAACCUCCUGCCUCUCUGCCGCUACAAAUCCUCUCCUAUUACAUCAUUCUCUUCCCCUCUCUGGAUGUGGUCUCGGCUUACCCUCUUGGUGUGCACGUGAUCGUGAACAAUGUCUACGUCAUCAUAACUGGUCAAGAUACAUCAGAGAAACCAAAUCAUCGAUUUGCAAAAUACGAUCUCCUACUCCGUCUUUCUCUGAGAUUGGUUGGAGCUACUGUUCCUGUGCUCACAGCUUUUGGCAUCGCUAACUUGAUCACUGUGCUCAAUUUUGCUGGACUUUUUGGUUUCACUAUUUGCUUUGGAUUCCCGACUGCUCUGCAGCUUCGCUCCAUCUAUGUGUGCAAGAAGAGGUUUGCUCACACACUGAACAAGAGUCCAGUUGCUGCCAUCAAGGGACUGCAAUCUGUCCAAGAGACUACUCCAUUGAUACCAGCUCAAGAGGUUCGAGGGAAUGAUCAAUCUCUGUACAUGACUCCCUACUCUAACAGACUCUUCAGUCACCCAAUAGCAGCUUGGAUGGUCGGAGCUGUGGGAUUCGUGUUGUUCUCCCUGACAUUUGCCAGUUUGUUCCUUCAUCCAAAAAAUGAAGUUUGUGACCCUGAUAGACUGUUUGAUAAAUAUGAAUUUUAGUUUACUUCCAAGUUUUAACCAUGCAAAAGAAUGCUAAUUUUUUUUUUACCUCAAUGCUGUAUUUACCGUAUGUAUGCUGCUAUUACAUCAUCGUUUUAUGGUUCCUAUUCUUCACGA
Molecule: messenger RNA, 1913 nt
Organism: Halichondria panicea
Lineage: Eukaryota; Metazoa; Porifera; Demospongiae; Suberitida; Halichondriidae
Product: transmembrane protein 104 homolog
Exons: 3
Coding region: 132-1796 (554 amino acids)
Source: RefSeq, a predicted model, not a curated record